Molecule: messenger RNA, 2209 nt
Organism: Meriones unguiculatus (Mongolian gerbil)
Lineage: Eukaryota; Metazoa; Chordata; Mammalia; Rodentia; Muridae
Product: actin nucleation-promoting factor WAS-like
Exons: 2
Coding region: 1290-1625 (111 amino acids)
Source: RefSeq, a predicted model, not a curated record
GGAGCCCAGAGGAGGCGGAGCCCAGAGGAGGCGGAGCCCAGAGGAGGCGGAGCCCAGAGGAGGCGGAGCCCAGAGGAGGCGGAGCCCAGAGGAGGCGGAGCCCAGAGGAGGCGGAGCCCAGAGGAGGCGGAGCCAGAGGAGGCGGAGCCCAGCUGGAGGAAGAGGUUCCUUCUGGCUCCGAAUUUCAUGGGUGUCGAAUUUCUCUGCAGUUACAGAGAGGGAUUAGAGACAUUUACAGUGAGAUUGCUGCACGAGGAAAAAGCCCACCCUGACAAACAAGCCAGUCGCUUAACAAGAAGCCAGAGUUUUUAUUUGAUGGCAGGGCAACAACAACAAUGACGACAACAACAACAACAAAAACCCUGCAAGAUUCGGGGCUGAGAGAGGCAUGGUGGCCCUUCUGACCCGGGAGCAAGCCAGCACUUUACUGGAUUGGUUAAAGCUGGUCUGGUGAAAUAGAUUCUGUCGCACUUUGACAUGAGCUCUUUGCUUUUCCCAACUCAGUACCAGGUUUUAAAGAUCUGUUUCUCAGCUGUCUAGAAUGUUUCCAUUCCUUCAUAAUGGAAAAUAAUCGUGACCUUUCUUUUAAACAAAAAAUCACUGCCUUGUAGAUCCGGGAAGCGAACAAGGAUAACACAGUUUUGCGUGGCUGACGCGGCGUAUCUGAGGCAUCAAACACUGCCCCAGUAUAAACACACGAGAGCCGGGUCCUUGCUGUUAGGCCUCUGCUGAGAUCGAUUGCAAGCUAGGGGUUGGAAAGCAAGUAUCAUUCUGGAACCAUGGUUUACCAACAGUUUCAUUUUCCCGAGGCAACUUUCCGGUAGCAAGCUGGGAAAAGCGCAACCAGUGCUCAACUGGAGGAGGACUGCAUUAGGCAUGAUUUUUUUCUUUUUUUCUUUUCAAAGUACUGGCUCUCACAAAAGUUACUUUCAUAGACUGCACGCAUAACGUAUUUGGGCCUGGCUCACCCAACCUGCAAAAUGUUAUUUUGAUUAAAGGAGGGAAAGAGAGCCCACAAAAUUUUUGAGCUGCCCAUCGUACCUUGGUGGGUGGCUUUCUGGGAGGAGGGGAUUAGUGGGGUGGGAAGCUGCUUUUGCCUCCUAGUCUUUCCUAAUGGACUAUUAAAAGUGUUUAAUAACCUCAUUUUUUCAAGGCCCGGGCUCUUUUUUCGGUGAUGGAGGAAAAAAGGCCUUGGAAGCUCCAUUCCCUAUCUCCCGGAGCGGUUUGCCUCCUGGACCUCCCAGCCACCUCUCCGCUUCCGUUCUGGAAAAAAAAAAAGGCCCAAACUGAUGCAGAAUCUGGACCUCAUGGAGACAGGGAGCCUUGAGGAGCAUCCGGAUCGCCCACCACCCUGUGCAGGCGCCCCGGUGGGGUGGGGUGGGGCGCGGGGAGGCGCGGGCUCCGGGGGCCGCGGGGCAGCAGCGAAGCGGUUAAGCGGCAGCCGGCGGGCGAGCGGGCAGGGCGGAGGCGCGCAGGAGCGGCGCCCGCGGCAGCCCCGGCGGCAGCUGCGGCGAGCGGAGCGGGGAGCGAGCGGGCCGCGCCCAGAGACCCGCAGAGAAAGGGCAGCGCCGCCGCCGGCUGCCGGCCUCGGCGCGGUUAAUCACGCGCUCCCCUCUCGCUGCUGAUUUGCGAGAGCAGAUUAAUCAGAGAGCGCGGCUUGAUGAAAUUUGCUGUUAUUGUGCCCAUUUUUAGCAACAUCUUUUAUUAUCUUCAUUAUUCAUUUACAGGGGACCGGCAUCAAUUAUGCAAAUGAGUUCACAGACUUUGCAGAUUACUUCAUUUGCCGCUAUUGUUUGUGGAAAUUUAAUUAUUAAAUAUUAUUAAGCUUGCGUUUUCUUCAAUUUUCCAAGGCUUAGUUUCAUUUGAUUUUUCCUCCAGCUGCUCGUCGCUCCUUUCGGUGCCAAAACUGUUCCUCAUCAAAGCGGCUCUGGCAUGUGAAGACCAAAUAAAAUCUCCUCAAUUUAAUAAUUUUGAUGUUAGUCCCUUGUUCUCAGCUGCUUGCUCAAAGCAAUGCAGAGAGGAACGCAGAGCACAUUCAGUUUAAUGAGCAGAAAUUGAAUUCAAGUUUGUUCGGAAUUGACUUCAAUUAAGCAGAGUCUUAAUGAUAAAUUAAUCUCUUUUCUUUAUUCCCUAGAAUUUGUUUUUCAAAGUAGGAAAUUGGACUACAUUGAAAGACCAAAUAAAGAAUACCAAUUUUAACUAGAUCAUG